AUGGCCUCGUUUAUGUCGAUGCAGUACGAUUCAGACUCAGACUCGGCCGAUGAUCUCGACUUUAAGCCAGUCAGCGACGGAAGCUCUGGUUCCGAUGGUGACAGUGCCGCUGAUGAGGAUAUAGACGAAACCAUGGAGGGUGUUGAAGGAGAGACUGACGCUGCCGGGCCAAUAGUACCUGCUCCUGCAGUACCUUCUACAAAGGCCGGCGCCUCUAAAAAGAAAUAUAGCCCACGCGCUCAACAGACCGGCGCCACCUCAACGCCGCCAGCAACAGUAGUAGCCUCCUCGUCAGUUCAGGUCUCUUCACAACCCGUCUCUACAGAUUCAGUGGCAAUACCUAGAGUCAAUGUGCCAACAGCUGCAGGGGAAGCUGGUGGCGCCACUACUGAACCUUUGGCAGGUACCUCUGGAUCCUCUGAACUAACGGCUACUGCAACUGGCGAUGCAAGCGCUGCAGGAAGUGCACCAGGAGAGGUGGUGAAGAAGAAGAAAGGACCCAAGAAGGGCACAAAGUACAAGAAACGAGCAACAGCUGCUCCAGAUGCAGUAGGUGGAUUGGCACCCAAGUACCCCAAGAUGACCAAGAAGGCUGCUGCAGCUGCCGCUGCUGCAGUCGCGGCGGCGGCGGCUUCUUCUCGGACUAUGGCUCAUGCGUUCGGACGAUUCGGUCUCCAAAAUACCCAGGUCGACCUCGAUCAUCCACUGGAAUCGUUCAAGUGGCCGUACUCGCCAUUCACAGCGGAUUUCAAGACGCAGCACCAGGCGAGAGGCACGAUGGCGAAGGACUUGCAUCAGGCUGUGCAGCAGAUCACGGAAUCCAAUAACCGGUCAACAUGGCAUUUGCAGGAGCUCGAUCAACAAUUGCAGAUGAGUCGACAGGACUUAAAGACGAGUCUAGACGAGAUUCAAUUCAGGAAGAGUCAGCUUCGGGAUAUGAGCUUGAUGGCAGCUGACAUCGUGCGGAAGCUUUCAUCGUCUUCGUCGUCGAGCCGGAGGAGUGGAAGAGGAGCAGAGAGGGCGGGUUUACCGUCGUCAUCGUCAUCGACGUCGGCUUUACCGGGCGGCACAGAAUCUGUAGGGCGAGUGAGUGACCUGGACUCGGAUGCUAUGGAAGUUGACGGAGCCGAGGAGAUGUCUGCGAGUGCUGAGCUUGGGCAGCUACGAUUGAACGAUUUGAAUGAGAGUAAUGUCCGGUCUUUUCUGGAAAAGAUUCGCGAGCUUGAGCAGCACCAACGCCAUAUCAUGGUGUAA
This is a messenger RNA of Linnemannia hyalina, 1254 nucleotides long. The record is from the annotation of a GenBank genome assembly. NCBI's taxonomy places the organism in Eukaryota, Fungi, Mortierellomycota, Mortierellomycetes, Mortierellales, Mortierellaceae.